GAGCUCUCGACGAGACAACUAUUGUGACCCCAUUUCAUUGGAACUUGACAUGGCAGUCCUCUCUUCGUUGGUGUCAUAAAUGACCGCUUCGAGUACUCCCAAGCAUGCGAAAGGAAUGCUAAUCGAUGUGCAUGUGAUACAUGUGAGAGAGCAUGCAGAACGCAUCCCCGUUGACCAAAGGAGCGUCGAGUAUUGGUUCCGUCAAUGGAUCGGUCGCUGAGAUGCCCGCGAACAGGAAAUGUUCAUGUCGCACAAUUCCAUGGACGGGCAAGGCUAACGGUAUCGAAAGUCUUUAUGGAGUGCAACCAAGAGAUAUCUGGGUGAUAGCACUCCGCCCUCUUUCAGUUCGACACUGAAGGGAGACGUGAAGCUGUUUUCUUUCACGACAAAAGCAACAAAUGAUGCGCGUCUUGUCACGCGCCUCGUGAUCUUCUGAAACAGUGACAAGCGCGCCCCGCAACCACGGUCACCGGUGUGACCGUAUCUACUUAUAAAUCGACAUUUUGAAUGUGGGGUUAGCUGCAUCGUACUCUCACCCGCCGUCCGUAUCAUGUAUCACGAUUUCAACGUCUGCCAGCCGGCUGACGAGCGAGGCUAUUUACCCAUUGCUGACCAUGGAUUAAUCGGUAACCUCAGGACUGCAGCUCUUAUUAGUAUUGACGGGUCCGUUGAAAGCUACUGCGUACCCAACUUCGACUCCCCGUCGAUUUUCGUCCGCAUCUUGGACAAGGACAAGGGAGGUCAUUUUUCAAUCACUCCCACAGUGCCAUUCACCACGAAACAGAGCUAUCUGCCGAGUUCUAACGUUUUGCAAACGAAAUUCCUAAACGACAAGGGCGUAGCAACUGUCACCGACUUUCUCCCUCGUCAACCUAGUAGUAAUACUGCCCGUCCAUUGCUCUCAUGGUUAAUUCGACGUGUGGAGGUCGUUCGUGGAUCCAUUUCUCUUCGUAUGGAAUGCGCUCCGGCCUUCAACUACGCUCGCUCUCCCCAUACUCUAGAGAUCAUUCCCGACCUUUCCAUUCCAGUCCCCGACACCACCCCCGAUCAUAUUCACAAUAAAGCGUUAUUUUCUUCGUCUGAGGCUAAACUGGAGCUGGACUUACGUUACGUCCUGGAGUCCAGUUUAGCUGGUGUCCCUGAACCCAACCUUGAGUUGCAGGUCUUGGAUUUGACAGAGAAGGGUCAUUUGGGUCACAGCGUGUUCUGCAAUCUAGAACUUAUAGAAGGUCAAGCCGUGACUUUCAUUCUGCGAACCCCACCAGAGCGCACGUAUCCUCAUGUGGCACAGCCUAGCACGGAAAGGGCGAAGGAGUUAGGAAUCCCUUUUGAGAAGCUUGUGCUUGGCGCAUCUAACUUGCGUGCUCCGGAUGAUCCCGUGCUCACCAGGGCUUUGGUACACGAGCUGCUCGAGACGACCAAUCAAUACUGGAAUGCAUGGAUACGGCGAUCGACUUACAGCGGCUCUUGGAAAGAAGCAGUACAUAGAAGCGCUCUUGCUCUGAAGCUCUUGAUUUAUGAGCCCACUGGUGCCGUGGUCGCGAGUCCAACUUUCAGUUUACCUGAGUUCAUCGGCGGUACCAGAAAUUGGGAUUAUCGAGCGUCAUGGAUCCGCGACUCUUCCUUCACACUGUAUGCCCUGAUUAGGCUUGGUUUCACUCACGAGGCAAACGCGUACAUGGAUUUCAUCUUCGAACGAGUCAAGGCCAAGAACCCAGACGGUUCACUCAAGAUCAUGUAUACCAUUCACGGUGAUAAAGAGUUCCCAGAAGAGGAACUCACGCAUUUAGAAGGACACCAAGGGUCGAGACCCGUCAGAAUCGGGAACGGCGCUAUAGAUCAUAUCCAGCUAGAUAUUUAUGGAGAAUUAAUGGAUUGUAUCUAUCUCGGACAGAAGUACGGCAAACCCUUGGGUUAUGACACUUGGGUCGCCGUCCGUGAGAUCGUCGACUAUGCUGUGUCUGUUCGCAAUGACCCCGACUUGUCUAUCUGGUCAGUUUACUCUUCUAGAGGCUAUUUUACUCGUCCAAUCAAUGGUCUCACACAUCGUGACAGGGAGGUUCGAGGGAAGAAGAAACAUUUUACCUAUUCCAAGGUCAUGUUAUGGGUGGCGAUAGACCGAGGCAUUCGUCUUGCAGACAAACGCUGUCUCCCCUGCCCCAAACGUCUGGAAUGGUUUGCAGCUCGGGACGAGCUGUACGAAGUGAUCAUGCACAAGGCUUGGAAUCCCGAAGGUCAAUUCUUCGGUCAAAGCUAUGAAGACAAGGAUGUGCUUGAUUCGUCUUUGAUGAUCAUGCCGUUGGUGUUCUUCUCCACUCCGGCUGAUCCGAGGUUUUUGAACACGCUACGUGCCAUUCUUCGGUCUCCUGAACGUGGUGGAUUAACCUCAAAUGGUCUUGUAUAUCGGUACGACGUCAACAAGUCUGAUGAUGGCGUGGGCGGGGAGGAGGGCACUUUCUGCCUCUGCACACUCUGGUGCAUCGAAGCUCUGGCUCGGGCGGGUGAAUUCGAUAAGGCGAUGCUGUCCAAAGCUGUUGCCAUGUUUGAGGACUUUUUACAAUAUACCAACCACCUCGGACUGUGCACCGAAGAAAUAUCCGAUGCAGGGGAGGCGCUCGGAAAUGCUGUACAAGGCUUCACGCACGUUACUCUCAUCUCAGCCGCAUAUAACUUGUCACGAAUGCAAGCGAAGCUUAAAAUCUAGAAGUCCUCGAAGCAAAUGCCACUGUAUUGAACGCAGCUGUACGAGUACUUGCACUCACUUGUGUUGUAUAGUUAGAUAUCGAGCAAAGCAAUAUCAAAUUGUAUUGGUCCUUGGUAAACGAAUCUCGUGUUUAAUACAUACUCACGGCGGGGGCAAAUCGCGUUUCCUUUCGAGUGGAUUCUUCUCUUCGGCCUCUCCAAAACAUUUGAAUCUCUCGUUUGGUCGUCAGGCAUGUGGAACAUCCCUCUCGGCAGUCUGAAUUACUUGCAGACUGAAUAUCAAUAAAGUCAGCCUGGGCCC
Messenger RNA from Somion occarium, 3004 nucleotides. The record is from the annotation of a GenBank genome assembly. NCBI's taxonomy places the organism in Eukaryota, Fungi, Basidiomycota, Agaricomycetes, Polyporales, Cerrenaceae.